AUGAUGAAGAUGAUUAUCAUGUUGACCUUGGCGAUGAAGAAGAUAAUCAGAACCAGAAUGUGGUUGAGUCAACUCAGCAAUCAAGUUGGACUAAUUAAAAUAUCCAAAACUUCAGGAACAGUGGGUGUAUUUGGGUCAACUGCAUAUGUUAUUCAAACAUCUUGGAUUCAAAGUGGGACAAUUUACAAUGAUGCUGACAUAUAUCUUCUUGAUGACCCUUUCAGUGGUUUAGAAGCACAUACAAAAGCAACUCUCUUUAAUGUUAUGAAAGACGGUCAAGUUACACAAUCAGAAAAGUAUGAGAAGCUCUUGAUGGCAGGAACUGCAUUUGAAGAGCUUGUGAAUGCUCAUAAAGAUGUCAUUACAGGCAACAACAAGUUAUUGGCUAGCUGGAGUGCUGGGCAAAGACAACUCUUCUGUCUUGGAGGAGUUUUACUCAGAAGAAACAAAAUCCUAGUGCUGGAUGAAGCCACUAUACGUGAAGCUGAUAUAUCCCGGUUGUCAUUUGCAGUUGAGCUUGCUGAAGAGUUCUAUGGAAGAGUCAAGAAUCAUAAUGUGGAGUUUGCCACUUACUUCAAGUAUUGUAGAUCUUUAACAUUUGAUCAAAAACCUAAUUAUGGAUUCUUGAAGCGCCUUUUUCGUGACUUACUUACGCGAGAAGGAUUUGAUUUUUAUUACGUAUUUGAUUGGGUAAUCAUAAAGCAUCAUCAGUCAGAAAAGAAUAAACCACAUAUGGUUAACCGCAGUUGAGUCGCCUCUUCAAACUUUGAAGCUAUCUUGGAUCGAUGGUUGGGCAUUUAUUGCAUUUGUAACCUUAGGGUGUCUGCAAUAGAAAUGUUUGAGGUAUAUUCACUGAUGUUUUUUUCAUAAAAAAUUCAGACCAUUGUUGUGGUUGUCAAUCUCAAACUCGUUCUUAUUUAAUAAUACUGAUCCCUAUUGCAAGAGAAUUUUAAUGUUUACGUACUCCAUGAUCA
Messenger RNA from Lactuca saligna, 974 nucleotides. The record is from the annotation of a GenBank genome assembly. Lineage: Eukaryota; Viridiplantae; Streptophyta; Magnoliopsida; Asterales; Asteraceae.